Messenger RNA from Danaus plexippus (monarch butterfly), 2496 nucleotides. RefSeq lists its product as uncharacterized. The record is from RefSeq and is a predicted model, not a curated record. NCBI's taxonomy places the organism in Eukaryota, Metazoa, Arthropoda, Insecta, Lepidoptera, Nymphalidae. Gene Ontology annotation, molecular function: DNA helicase activity. The coding region runs from base 1 to 2496 and encodes 831 amino acids. The transcript is spliced from 2 exons. Gene Ontology annotation, biological process: telomere maintenance; DNA repair.
AUGAUACAUGGUCCUUGCGGAUUUCAUAACCCUGCGUCACCAUGUAUGAAAGAAAACAUUUGUUCUAAAAAGUACCCUAGCAAUUUUAUUUCUGAAACACAAACCGGGGAUGAUGGUUACCCAACCUACAGGCGCAGGUCUCCAGAUAAUGGUGGAAACACAGCAAUAAUUCGUGUCAAGGGUACAGAAAUGAGCGUGGAUAAUAGGUGGGUUGUUCCCUAUAAUCCAGUUCUAUCACGAAUUUUCAAUGCACACAUUAACGUAGAGUUUUGUCAAUCGGUCAAAGCUAUUAAGUACAUCUGUAAGUAUAUUCAUAAAGGCUCUGACCAAGCCACAUUUUCGCUUCAAAGUAAUAACAAUGAAGUAGAAACAUAUCUAAAUGGUCGCUAUAUAAGUUCUUCGGAAGCGAUCUGGAGAAUUUUCCAAUUUCCUAUUCAUGAACGUUUUCCGGCAGUAGUUCAUUUAGCAGUUCAUUUGGAAAAUGGACAAAGAGUUUAUUUUGAUAAUAAUGCAAACCUUCAAGAUCGUGUUAAUAAUCCUUCAUCAACGACACUUACAGCGUUCUUUGACCUUUGCAAGAGGGACGAUUUUGCAAAAACCCUUUUAUAUCACGAAGUACCCCAGUAUUACGUAUGGGAAAGAAAUUCAUUUUCUAGAAGAAAACGUGGGCAAGAUGUUGAAGGAUAUCCCGGUGUAAAAAAAGACACAACUUUAGGCCGUGUCUACAACAUUCAUCCGACUCAAACUGAAUGUUUUUAUUUAAGAAUGUUACUGCAACAUGUUCGCGGUCCAAUGUCAUUUGAACAUCUAAGGACCGUGAAUGGUGUUAUUUGCCAAACUUAUCAAGGCGCUUGCAAGGAAUUAGGUUUACUGGAGGGAGAUGAACAUUGGCAGAAUACAAUGUCAGAUGCUGUAAUGUCCGAGCCAGCCACAAAAUUAAGAGAAUUAUUUACCAUCAUCCUUAUAUUUUGCCAACCAUCUGACCCUUUAGCAUUAUGGAAUAAAUUUCGUAAUGCUUUAUGUGAAGAUAUACUAAACAGAAUGCGUAAUGAGAAUCAAGAUAUGACAUUAGCAUAUAAUGAUGAUAUAUACAAUGAUGGACUAAUCAUGAUUGAAGAUAAAAUUCAUGAGAUUUGCGAUAAAUCACUAACUGAUUUUGGGCUUCCUGUAUCAAAAAGGAUUAAUUCACUUAAUCAUCUGGAUCCGUUAGAAGUAGCAUUGCGAAAACCAUAUGAUCUAAAUGAAUUGAAUGAUUAUAUUACUCAAAAUGAACCAAAAUUAGUUAAUGACCAGGUGACCGCGUAUUAUUGUGUUAUGCAAAGUGUUCGUCUUAGUGAAGGAAAAGUUUUUUUUUUGGAUGCUCCCGGUGGAACCGGCAAGACCUUUAUUACUAAUCUUAUAUUAGCAAAAGUAAGGUCUCAGGGAAUGCUAGCUUUGGCAGUAGCGUCGUCAGGUAUCGCUGCAACUUUAUUAGCAGGUGGACGCACAGCUCAUUCCACUUUUAAACUGCCCCUAACUGUUUCUUUACAAAAAGAUAGCGUGUGCUCUAUACGUAAAAAUGGCCCUUUGGGAAAAGUUUUACAAGAUAUCAGUUUAAUGAUCUGGGACGAAUGUACCAUGAUCCAUAGAGCUCAUGUAGAGGCUCUAGAUAGGACUCUUAGAGAUAUUAGAAGCUGUGAUAAAAUCAUGGGUGGGAUUACUGUCAUGUUUGCUGGGGACUUUCGACAAACUUUACCAGUAAUAGUAAGAGGAACUAGAGCAGACAUUGUAAAGUCUUGCCUUAAAAGUUCCCCAUUAUGGAAGUUUGUAAACAUCCUAAAAUUAACUACAAAUAUGAGAGCACAUUUGGGUGGAGGUAAUAUAAUUUUUCCUUCAAAGUUACUUUUAAUAGGAGACGGGAAAGUACCUCAUUUUGAAAAUAGAAUUGAAAUUGAUCGUGAUUUAGGAGAAAGAGUGAGUAACAUUGAGGACUUAAUUUCGAAAGUUUACCCCGACAUCAGCGAAAUAGAAAAUAAAGAUCAUCAAUGGAUGUGUCAAAGGGCAAUAUUGGCGGCGAGAAACAGUAGCGUAGACGAAAUUAAUGAUUUAAUUUUAAGUAAACUUCCAGGAGACAUAGUUACCUACACAUCUAUUGAUAAUGUAAUGGAUCAGGAAGAUGCGGUCCAUUACCCACAGGAGUUUCUUAAUUCUUUGAACCCCAGUGGUCUUCCCCCAUAUUCCCUCAAGUUAAAAAUAGGUGCCCCAAUAAUUUUACUCAGAAAUCUUAAACCACCAAAUUUAUGUAACGGGACCCGACUUCAAAUCAAAUUUCUUCGCAAUAACGUGAUCGUUGCUAUAGUUUUGACUGGUCCAGCAGUUGGUCAAACAGUGCUUAUACCUCGCAUCCCAAUGAUACCAAAUGAUUUACCUUUUAAUUUUAAAAGAAUUCAAUUUCCCAUCAUUGACGCUGAACAGGAAUAUGUCAGCAUGUCACUCAAGGUCACUCAAGGUCUGUAA